AUGUCCCUUGAGGAUCUGUCAACACUUUCGCUCUUUCCAGCUACAAAAGAACAGAUCUUGGAGUCGAGGAAGCGUACUUAUCCUCAAUGGGGCAGAGGUCUUACGCUUGAGGGCUAUUUUGCUCGAGAAUCUCGACUUGAUAUUGCUGAGCAUGCUCAAGGCGAUAAAUUCACUACCUGGGUUUUGGCUCCUCGGGAAAAUCCUACGACUUUAGAUUUCAAGAGCUCUUGUGAGACUUACCGCCGGAGAUCACUAGUCAAAAGACCUGGAUCAACAAGCUCGGAAGAAGUCUAUGGCUAUGGGAUUGCAUCUGUGUUUACUCCGCCAAAUAAUCGCGGAAAGGGCUACGCCCGUCGUUUGAUGAGCUUCCUCCACUGGGUCAUAGCACCACAUGCGUCCCUACCGCCUUUCCCUUCAAGCUGGGGCACUCCUCCUCCUGAGCGCCCAGGAUGCAACAACGGCGUGUUUUCUGCGCUAUAUAGCGACAUUGGACCUGAUUUCUAUGCUUCAGCUGGACCCAGUGAAGACACCAAGGGCUGGAUUGUACGUGAACCGUAUUCAACAAUUUGGGACGUUCCGAAAGAUUUAGAACCAAUCUCAUCGGUACGAUGGCUGAACGAAGAUAGCUGCAAAGAGGUGAUAGAACGCGAUACAGAAUUGAUACGAAAGUCUUUUCCUUCGGACCCAGAACGCGUCACAUUUGGAUUCCUUCCCAAUGAGGGUGUUGCAAUGUUUAUGAUAUUUAGAACGGAGUUCUUUGCUCCUGGGCAACCAUAUGCUAUACCGGAUAAAUGGGGCGUCGAACUUCCGCCUAAGGAUAGCUCUGAGGAAUCUCUUUGUUUUGCGACAUGGUCACUCGAUGUGCGACCGCCGCCACCAACAUUGAUAGUGACUCGCAUUCGCGCGACGAAGGAGACAUUCCCCACCAUCCUGUCCUGUCUGUUCUCAGCCGCUCGUGAAAGUGAUAUGAAACGUGUAGAGAUUUGGAACUUGCCAAGCGAUCUCGAAGAGGUCGCUGAGCAAUCUGGAGGUAGGAAAGAGGAAAGAGACGAACACCUUAAUGCAUUCAAGUGGUAUGGUCCGGAGAAGAAUGAGGACCUCAAAUGGGUGUAUAAUGAAAAGUGA
This is a messenger RNA of Fomitiporia mediterranea MF3/22, 1125 nucleotides long. RefSeq lists its product as uncharacterized. The transcript has 3 exons. Lineage: Eukaryota; Fungi; Basidiomycota; Agaricomycetes; Hymenochaetales; Hymenochaetaceae. The record is from RefSeq and is a predicted model, not a curated record. The coding region runs from base 1 to 1125 and encodes 374 amino acids.